AAACCUGAUGCCUUGGAAAUUAAAUUAAAUUAAAUUUUAAUUUUUUGUCUCUCGUGGAAAAGGAAAAGGUUAAAAGCCAGAGACUUUUUCACAACAGAGGAAUUUCUCAGCGUUUCCACAGCUCAAAUUCCGGGUCUUGUCAGAGAUUUUGCAUUUUUCGGUGUUGGGGAUCAUAAAGUUGUUGCAUUUCGAUCUGGGUUGUGAUUUUUUGCAUCGGCGAUUGGAUCGAAUCGGUGAGUUUUGUGAAAUUCGAGUGGCGAUUUAGUGUAUUGGGUUUGGGAAGUUUGGGGAUUUUGGUGGGUUAGGGAUUCGGCAAGUGGGGGGCUUCUUGUUUGGUAUCUGAGAAAGCAGGAGUUUUAAUUUGAGUGCGAAUGGGUGAUCACCUGGUGUUGUGUGUUGACCGCUUCACAAAAACUGAAAGCUUGCAAGGGAGUGAGACCCCAGGAUCUUCUGUAGAGGGUUCAAGCUCCCAAUCUGCUGAGCUACCCACUUGUGCCAUUGAUGUUAAGGGGGUCGGGGAGAAGGCUAUAGCUGAAGAAGAAGAAGAGCCUCUGAUUCAGACGGUUGAAUGUCGCAUUUGCCAGGAAGAAGAUAGCGUUAAAAAUUUGGAGGUCCCCUGUUCUUGCAGCGGUAGCUUAAAAUUCGCUCAUAGGAAAUGUGUCCAGCGAUGGUGCAAUGAGAAGGGAGAUAUAAUUUGUGAAAUUUGUCAUCAGUCAUACCAACCUGAUUAUACUGCCCCACCACCUCCUCCUCAGUCUGAAGAUACCACAAUUGACAUCAGUGAUGGUUGGACAAUCUCUGGUACCCCUUUGGAUUUGCGUGAUCCUCGACUAUUAGCAAUGGCAGCGGCUGAACGUCACUUACUAGAGGCCGAAUAUGAUGAGUAUUCUGACACAAAUGCUAGUGGAGCAGCCUUUUGCCGCUCUGUUGCUCUAAUUUUAAUGGCUCUUCUCCUCUUGAGGCAUGCAUUGACCCUCCCCAAUGGUGACGGGGAUGAUGAUGAUGCAUCCACUUUUUUUUCUCUUUUCAUGCUCCGGGCUGCUGGUUUUCUUCUCCCGUGCUACAUUAUGGCUUGGGCCAUCAGCAUAUUACAACGUCGAAGGCAAAGACAGGAAGCAGCAGCACUUGCAGCAACUGAGGUUGCAUUUAUGCUGCAGGCAGGGCAACGCAGGGGCUUGCAGUUCACAAUAGCUCCAGGACCUGCAGUGACUCCCCAUCAGGAGCCAAUUCAAUGAUUUGGUGUUCUUCAACUAUGGCAAUGUUCUAUUUCGGUGAAGAGGAUUACGCUGGAACUGGAAAUAUGAGCGUGUUGUUUCUGUAGCAUAAACAAGCGUUAAAGAGGAAAAUCAGAAGGCUUUAGCUUUCUGACUGUUGUGUAUCUGUAGUCGAAUUAUUUUACAUACUAUGUACAAGCUCACUACUUUCCUUCCUAAUCUAUUUCCCGUGUUUUGUACAUAA
Malus domestica (apple) is the source of this 1458-nucleotide messenger RNA. RefSeq lists its product as uncharacterized. Gene Ontology annotation, biological process: protein ubiquitination. Gene Ontology annotation, cellular component: membrane. The record is from RefSeq and is a predicted model, not a curated record. Gene Ontology annotation, molecular function: ubiquitin-protein transferase activity; zinc ion binding. Lineage: Eukaryota; Viridiplantae; Streptophyta; Magnoliopsida; Rosales; Rosaceae.